AUGUCAACUUGGAGGGGGAGCCCGUCGGUGAAGGGGAGUACGGAGACCAUGCGCAUGCUCUUGCUGACAUGUGUCUCGGUUGGCAUCACCUUCACAUGGGGUGUUGAAAUGACCUACUGUACGCCCUACCUUCUCUCGCUGGGACUUACCAAGGGCCAAACAUCGCUCGUCUGGGUUGCCGGACCAUUAUCUGGCUUGAUCGUACAGCCCAUCAUAGGCGUUGUCGCUGAUCAAUCAAAGUCACGAUGGGGCAGAAGGCGACCUGUCAUCGUUAUUGGGUCCAUCAUCACAGCACUCGCUCUCAUGGCCUUGGGCUUUACCAAGGAGAUAGUGGCCUACUUUAUUUGGGAUCCGACGUAUGCAAGAGCGUGCACCAUCGCUGUUGCUGUCCUUUCGCUCUAUUGUGUUGACUUUGCCAUCAAUGCCGUAAUGUCUUGCGCUAGAAGCUUGGUUGUAGAUACUCUGCCUAUUCAAAAACAACAAAGUGGCGCAGCAUGGGCAAGCCGUAUGGGCUCACUUGGACAUAUCAUCGGCUACGGUAUGGGGGCGAUCGACCUUCUCCAGCUCUUUGGAACGUCUUUGGGAGACACACAAUUCAAGCAGCUUACCGUCAUCGCCGCCCUGGGGAUGCUCGUUACCUCUUCCGUAACCUGCUGGGCAGUGACCGAGCGGGUUCUCGUCACUGUCCGGCCCGAUCCUCGCCGCCAAUCGGGUCGUUUCAAAGUCGUGCGCCAAAUCGUGUCGACCCUCAUCACUUUACCUCCUCGCAUCCGCGCCAUCUGCUAUGCGGUCUUUUGGUCUUGGAUCGGCUGGUUCCCAUUCAUCAUCUACAGCAGCACCUGGGUAGGCGAAACCUACUUCCGGUACGAUGUGCCCGCCGACACCCGAGACUCGAGCGACGCUCUGGGCGACAUGGGCCGGAUCGGCAGCACUGCCCUGACCGUCUACUCGACCGUGACCUUCAUCAGCGCCUGGAUAUUGCCCCCCUUCAUCCGCGCGCCCGAGGACAACACCUUCACUCACCGCCCGCCCGCCAGCAUCGCCAGCCUCGUCGAGACGGUCAACAAGUACAAGCCCGACCUGCUCAGCGCCUGGAUCGCCAGCCACCUCAUGUUCGCCUUGGCCAUGUUUCUGACCCCCUUCGCCGCCUCGUUUCGCUUCGCCACCGUCCUGGUUGCCCUAUGCGGCAUCCCCUGGAGCAUCGCCAUGUGGGCACCCACCACGUUCCUGGGUGUCGAGGUCAACAAGCUCAGCGGCGCUCCCGACCCUAUACUUUCCACCAGCAGCAUCGAGAUGCGCUUCGUCAACGAGCCUGCCGCCGGCGCUGUUGAGGAGGUCACCACCGCAGGAAACAGCUCAACCGGCGAGCUAAGCGGCAUCUACUUUGGCAUUCUUAACAUCUACACCACCAUCCCGCAGUUCAUCGCGACAUUUAUGAGCAGCAUCGUCUUCGCCAUCCUGGAGCCGGGCAAGAGCCCGGAGCUGGCGACGGAUGCACAUCCAAGUGAGCACGCCAAGACGGACGGACCGAACGCGAUUGCUGUGUGCAUGUUCAUUGGAGCCAUCAGCUCGUUGGUGGCGGCGUACGCUACUGCUAAAAUGAGGGAUAUAUAAAAUGGAUGGGUUUUGCUUGGUCAUAUAAUAUCAAAUGCGUUUGGAUUACUUUUUCGCAGUCAUAGAAAAAAGGACGGAAUAGGAUAUGACGCACGUCCUUGGGCCACUUACUUGUCUCGGCUUGAAUAAGUGAUGUCUUGAGUAGUAUGAAAAAUUGACAGGAGAAAAGAUUCGGCA
Neurospora tetrasperma FGSC 2508 is the source of this 1791-nucleotide messenger RNA. RefSeq lists its product as uncharacterized. The transcript has 6 exons. Lineage: Eukaryota; Fungi; Ascomycota; Sordariomycetes; Sordariales; Sordariaceae. Gene Ontology annotation, molecular function: sucrose:proton symporter activity. The record is from RefSeq and is a predicted model, not a curated record. Gene Ontology annotation, cellular component: membrane. The coding region runs from base 1 to 1614 and encodes 537 amino acids.